AUGACUGAAAAUGGGGCUCAACUAUUUGCUAGACUCAAAGGGCGACAGUCACUGAAGGAUAUCGAACCGUGUAUUUUUCCUGAAGAUGGUGGUCCAUCUCAAGGGGACGUGGUUGAGUUCCAUGGAACAGAGGGCACUGGGAAGACAGAGACUCUGUACCACCUGGUGACCCAGUGUAUCCUCCCAGCACAAUGUGGUGGCCUGGAAGUGGAGGUCAUAUUCAUAGAUACAGACUACCACUUCGAUAUGCUCAGGCUGGUGACGGUCCUCGAGGGUCGAUUGUCUGACAGCAUGGAGAAAAGAGCAGAGGAGAAUGAGACUGAGGAGAAAGUGCGUUCCUGUCUCCACAGGCUCUCUGUGGUUCAUUGUUCAAGCUCUGUUCAGCUCCUGUUUACACUUCACUACCUGGAGAACUCCUUCUGCUGCCAACCCUCACUUUGUCUGCUUGUCAUAGACAGCAUCUCAGCUUUCUACUGGGUGGACCGCAGCAACGGUGGGGAAAGUAUUACACGUCAGGAAGCAAAUCUGAGGAAGUGUGUUGAACUGUUGGACAGAUUCCGCAGGGACUAUGGUGUUGCAGUGUUUGCCUCAACUCAUGCAAUCAUGAGAAAUUACACAGCAGCAUCUGAUGCAACAUCUGAAUGUAUGACCCGCAGUGCGGUGGAUUUUGACAAGCCUUACCUGUGCAGAGCGUGGCAGAGGAUAGUGACCCAUAGACUGCUCUUUUCUAAAAGGUAUUAA
Messenger RNA from Chanos chanos (milkfish), 741 nucleotides. It is a transcript of the gene xrcc2, whose product is annotated as X-ray repair complementing defective repair in Chinese hamster cells 2. Gene Ontology annotation, cellular component: Rad51B-Rad51C-Rad51D-XRCC2 complex; centrosome; replication fork. The record is from RefSeq and is a predicted model, not a curated record. The transcript is spliced from 5 exons. Gene Ontology annotation, molecular function: four-way junction DNA binding; ATP binding; ATP-dependent DNA damage sensor activity. Gene Ontology annotation, biological process: DNA strand invasion; double-strand break repair via homologous recombination. Bases 1 to 741 code for a protein of 246 amino acids. Lineage: Eukaryota; Metazoa; Chordata; Actinopteri; Gonorynchiformes; Chanidae.